UCAAAUAUCACGCAUGCGCUGUACCGUACCGGCGACGGCUGGCCUAGCGAAUAAGGGGAUUACAGAGCCCAAUUUGACAGGCUACACAAUGAGUCAGGGUAAGGACAAUGCUCGACUCAAGAGCUACAAGAACAAGUCCCUCAACACAGAUGAGAUGAGAAGACGGAGGGAAGAGGAAGGCCUACAGCUUCGCAAACAGAAGAAGGAUGAACAGCUUUUCAAGAGGAGGAAUGUUGCCACAGUGGAGGAUGAUGGCCUCCCUGAGGAAGAUGGGAUGGCCGACAGUGGCUACCUGGAGUCCCAGGCUAACAACAUUGACCCACUCAUGGGUGGGGUGAUCUCUGAGGAUAUGACUCAAAUGAUAUUCUCUAGCGCCCCUGAGCAGCAACUAAUAGGCACUCAGCGCUUUAGGAAACUCCUCUCUAAAGAGCCCAACCCACCCAUUGAUGAAGUCAUUGCCACUCCAGGAGUGGUGGAGCGCUUUGUAGAGUUCCUGAAGAGGAGAGAAAACUGCACAUUGCAGUUUGAGGCUGCAUGGGUUUUGACCAACAUUGCAUCGGGAACAUCCCAUCAGACUCGUGUGGUAAUCCAGGCAGGAGCUGUGCCCAUUUUCAUAGAGAUGCUCUGCUCGGAUUUUGAAGACGUACAAGAACAGGCAGUUUGGGCCUUGGGGAACAUAGCAGGAGAUAGCACAGAAUGCAGAGACUUUGUCAUAGACUGCAACAUCCUGCCUUCUCUGGUGCAGUUGUUGGCCAAACAGAAUCGUCUAACGAUGAUGAGGAAUGCAGUGUGGGCGCUCUCAAACCUGUGCAGAGGAAAGAACCCACCUCCAGACUUUGCUAAGGUGUCCCCAUGUCUCAGUGUGCUGUCCUGGCUGCUGUUUGUUAAUGACACAGACAUCCUGGCAGAUGCAUGCUGGGCACUGUCUUACCUGUCUGAUGGCCCAAAUGACAAAAUCCAGGCAGUUAUUGACUCAGGGGUCUGUCGCAGGCUGGUGGAGUUACUCAUGCACACUGAUUAUAAAGUGGUUUCUCCUGCACUGCGAGCUGUGGGAAACAUAGUCACUGGAGAUGAUCUACAGACACAGGUGAUUUUGAACUGCUCAGCACUGCAGUCCCUUCUUCACCUCCUGAGCAGCCCAAAGGAGUCCAUCAAGAAGGAAGCCUGCUGGACCAUCUCCAACAUCACCGCUGGGAACCGAGCACAAAUACAGAUGGUGAUAGAUGCAGGUCUGCUGCCUCCUCUCAUCACUAUCCUGCAGGUAGCAGAGUUUCGCACAAGGAAGGAGGCAGCCUGGGCUAUUACUAACGCCACCUCAGGGGGCUCUGCAGAGCAAAUUAGGCACCUAGUGGAGCUGGGCUGUAUAAAACCUCUCUGUGACCUGCUCACACUUAUGGACUCGAAGAUAGUUCAGGUGGCUCUAAACGGCAUCGAGAACAUCCUGCGACUGGGAGAACUUGAGGCCAAGAGGGGCGGAGGCAUCAACCCCUACUGUGCACUCAUUGAAGAAGCCUAUGGUCUGGACAAGCUGGAGUUUCUGCAGGGCCACGAGAACCAGGAAAUCUACCAGAAAGCCUUCGACCUGAUCGAGCGCUACUUUAACACGGAGGAUGAGGACCCGUCUCUGGCCCCCGCCGUCGACCUGCAGCAGCAGCAGUUCCUCUUCCAGCAGUGCGAGGCCCCGAUGGAAGGCUUCCAGCUAUAAUACUCAAUCCUUCCUUGCGCCAUCUUCAUCCUCACCUCGGCUCAAUUCUCUCACCCUCUGCCCACUGCAGUCAUUAAGGGUCACGACGACAAGGAAGACCCUCAGCUCCCCUCCUCCGACUUCCUUACUUCCCUUCUCAUCGUCAGAGAGAUUGAUUUAAUCACUAUCAUGAUUAUGAAAAAUGUAACAUCACAGGAGCACGUGUGUGGGUACCUCCAGUGUGGGUCAAGUUCUGCAGUCCCGUCCGCCAGUUCGUGAAGGUUUCCCACAUCAUUCUGUUUCGGGCCAAGAUCACCUGUGCUCUGCGCCUGAACUCCACCUACCUGUUACGGCCCCAGCAUCUCUUACUAGCAGAGUUUCACGUAACACCACCCUUUCUUAAUUUUUUGGGUUUUCUCCUCCAUUCCAGAAGCACCUCUCUGUGUCCCUGUAGGAUCCCUAUCUCUGAUUAAUUGGGAGUUUGUAAGACUGCACUGCUUGUCUGAUUGAAGCAUUUAUGACUCGCAAGACAGACAAACAUGGACGUGAUUUUGACCCCCUUCCCUCCCACACACACACACACAAGGAAGAAUGACCUUACCUUAGCACUGGACUGACCACAAGGCGCUGACAACACGUUUGACCAUGGGAGUCCCACCCCAAGGACUCAACUGACCUCAACAAAAGGCACUGAAAUUACUCAAAAACAGGAGGUUGAAUUGACGUCACCUUCUCUUCAACCAUUCUACAAGUGACCAUGGAUGGACAAAUUAGGUAAAUGACGGAGCGGUGGAGCUUGUUGGUGGCAAAUGAGGCUUCUCAUGUUCCCUCCGGGAUUUCAUAUCAUGCAUUCCUUUAUCCAGCAAUGGGACUCUCCUCCUGCACAGGCUCCAUCCUGAAGAGUUUAGACUGCCUCCUGCCUCUGGUGUGAUAUGAAUAAAAACCCAUGGAACAAUGGGAAUUGGAGUCUUCCCUUGCACUGAGACAAUUAGACAGACUUGGACGAGACUAAACAGACUAUUUAACCCUGGAAUCUGUCCGGCGGUAGACCAGCGGGAAUUUUUAUUAUCUUUCCAUAUUUUCAUUUCAUUUGCAGCACUUUAGUUCGAGACUGACACCUGCUCUUGGAGAAUAUACCGUAGUUUUUACAUUUGACUAUUUAAUUGGUUGACGACGCAGCUCUUCCCUCCUCAGGAAGAGAAGCGUAAAGAGGUGUGGUCUGAAUCCUCGCUCCCAUCCUGGUAUGACAAUGAUCCCCUCACAGUUGACCCUUCCUACGAAGGGAUUUAAGCAGAUUGUGGACUGAAACUGUUAGCACACUAAAAACAAUCAGAAGAUCAUUCUGCCUCAGCAAAGCUAGAAGAACUUCAUUGUGACAAAGUAAAUAAGACUUUUCUGGAAAACUGGCCGUUUAGCUGUUAGCAGUCUAAAACAUGACCUUCCAACACGUGUUCAUGUAGGAUUUUCCAAUUUGAUCAUGCCAAAUCAUCGAAACAUAUUUGAGCUAUCGGGUAUGAAGUCUGGGUCUUUUUUUUGAAACAUGGUUUUUUCUUAGUUGGGGUUAGCAUCUGUCAUCUUGCUGAUGGUGCCAUUAUCCUUCUUCUACAGAAAUCCUUCCAAAUAAUUUCAACAAAAAUCCAGAUACAAACUUGAAAAUACUGGUGGUCACCUUAGCUAACAGAAAACUGAAUGUUUGUUUACAAAGUUCUCUUUUGCUUAUCUUUUGUCCGAAUCUCAAAAAGAUGACCAGCUCUACAUGUUAAUUACUGUUUGUUGUACUGAGUUUGUGCAGCUGUCCUGUUAUGCCAUUUGCAUAAAAGCCGUUUCAUGAA
Molecule: messenger RNA, 3516 nt
Organism: Labrus mixtus (cuckoo wrasse)
Lineage: Eukaryota; Metazoa; Chordata; Actinopteri; Labriformes; Labridae
Gene: kpna1
Product: karyopherin alpha 1 (importin alpha 5)
Exons: 14
Coding region: 14-1705 (563 amino acids)
Biological process (GO): postsynapse to nucleus signaling pathway; NLS-bearing protein import into nucleus
Cellular component (GO): cytoplasm; nucleoplasm; nucleus
Molecular function (GO): nuclear import signal receptor activity; protein binding
Source: RefSeq, a predicted model, not a curated record